Abrus precatorius (Indian licorice) is the source of this 3192-nucleotide messenger RNA. RefSeq names its product phospholipase D delta. Gene Ontology annotation, biological process: phospholipid catabolic process; phosphatidylcholine metabolic process. Bases 387 to 2957 code for a protein of 856 amino acids. The record is from RefSeq and is a predicted model, not a curated record. Gene Ontology annotation, molecular function: calcium ion binding; D-type glycerophospholipase activity. The transcript has 10 exons. Gene Ontology annotation, cellular component: plasma membrane. Lineage: Eukaryota; Viridiplantae; Streptophyta; Magnoliopsida; Fabales; Fabaceae.
AUAUUUUAUGUGUAUUAACAGAGCAUGGCAAUAAUUUAAUGGCCCCGUCGUGAGUUGGCGAUUCCGUUUCCGUUGCUGCUCGUAAAUUCAAACCAUUUUGUCAAACGAAGAAAAUGAAAAAACGGUCAUAAAAAAAGCAUGGAAUCCCGUGAAGCCGCCAGCGAGGUGCACACACUAACACACUUUGUGUCGCCGCGAGACUAACACAAACAAGAAAGCAAAGAAAUCCAAAACCAGAAGCUAACAAAAAACACACUCUCACGUGCUUUCAGUUCCUCUGUUCCAAGCUAUACCCUAAAACCUUUCACACUAUUUCCUCAUUCUUUUUCUCUUUCGGUUGUAAUUUCAAUUAGUUGACACUCGGCGCACCGGAACGCACCCCUCCCAUGGCCGACGCUGGCGGUGACGACAAUGGCGUUUUCCAUCUUCACGGGGACCUCGACUUGAAAAUUAUCGAGGCUCGCCGGUUACCAAACAUGGAUAUCUUUUCCGAGCGUCUUCGCCGCUGCGUAACCGCCUGCGAUACCAUCAAAUUUCACUCCUCCGACGCCGCCGCUGAUGGAAGCGUCGGCCGAACGCACGAGCACCGGAAGAUUAUCACCAGCGACCCGUACGUCACCGUUUCCGUGCCGCAAGCCACGGUGGCUCGCACGCGCGUGUUAAAAAACUCGCAGAAGCCGGUGUGGAACGAGAGCUUCCACAUCCCGCUGGCGCAUCCCGUCGUCGAUUUGGAAUUUCGCAUCAAGGACGACGACGUUUUUGGCGCGCAGACCAUGGGGACUGUUAAGAUUCCAGCGAAGAGGAUUGCCACCGGCGAGUUGAUCUCUGGCUGGUUUCCGAUAAUAGGGUCCUCCGGGAAGCCGCCGAAGCCGGACACCGCGCUUCACAUCGAGAUGAAGUUCACGCCGGUGGAGGAGAAUCCGCUGUACCGGGCAGGCAUUGCAGCGGACCCUGAGCACAGGGGCGUGAGGAACACGUAUUUUCCGGUGAGGAAGGGAAGUUCAGUGAGAUUGUAUCAAGAUGCACAGUGUCCUGAUAUGACGGUACCGGAGAUUAAGCUUGAUGGUGGCAAAAUUUAUAGGCACGGGAAGUGUUGGGAAGAUAUCUGUUAUGCUAUAUCUGAGGCUCAUCACAUGGUGUAUUUGGUGGGUUGGUCAAUUUACCACAAGGUGAAGCUUGUGAGAGAGCCAACUAGGCCAUUGCCACGAGGUGGAGAUUUGACACUUGGUGAGUUGCUUAAGUACAAGUCUGAAGAAGGGGUGAGAGUUCUUUUGUUGGUUUGGGAUGAUAAGACUUCACAUGAUAAGGUCUUCUUCAAGACGUCUGGUGUGAUGCAGACUCAUGAUGAGGAAACGAGGAAGUUUUUUAAGCACUCUUCUGUGAUGUGUGUUUUGGCACCUCGGUAUGCUAGCAGCAAGAUGAGCUUCUUGAAGCAACAGGUUGUUGGGACCGUCUUCACACACCACCAAAAAUGUGUGAUUGUGGACACACAGGCUGCUGGUAAUAACCGAAAAAUAACUGCUUUUAUAGGAGGUCUUGAUCUAUGUGAUGGUCGCUAUGACACACCUGAGCAUCGACUUUUUCGUGAUCUUGACACUGUAUUUGCUGGUGAUUUCCACAAUCCUACAUUUCCUACUGGAACAAGGGCUCCUAGACAACCUUGGCAUGACUUGCACUGCAGAAUAGAUGGACCUGCUGCAUAUGACGUUCUGAUUAAUUUUGAGCAGCGAUGGAGAAAAUCAACUAAGUGGAAAGAGUUUGCAAUCCUUUUCAAAAAAUCCUCUCAUUGGCAUGAUGAUGCUUUGUUAAGAAUAGAACGCAUCUCAUGGAUAUUAAGUCCUUUCCAUCCUACCUCAAAGGAAAAUUAUACAGUUGUUCCAGGGGAUGACCCCUUAGUAUAUGUUUCUAGUGAAGAAGAUCCUGAAAACUGGCAUGUUCAGAUCUUUCGCUCCAUUGACUCAGGAUCCCUGAAAGGAUUUCCCAAACAUGUUGAUGUUGCUAUAUCCCAGAAUCUUAUCUGUUCUAAAAAUUUGGUUAUAGACAAAAGCAUUCAAACAGGUUACAUUCAAGCAAUCAGAUCUGCUCAACACUUUAUUUAUAUCGAAAACCAAUACUUUAUUGGAUCAUCAUAUGCGUGGCCAUCUUAUAAAGAUGCAGGGGCUGAUAAUCUAAUCCCAAUGGAAUUGGCACUCAAAAUUGCUGAUAAAAUCAGAGCCAGGGAGAGAUUUGCUGUUUAUAUUGUUUUACCAAUGUGGCCAGAAGGAGAUCCUAAAACUGGAGCCAUGCAAGAAAUCCUCUUUUGGCAGGGCCAGACAAUGCAAAUGAUGUAUGAUGUUGUUGCUAGAGAAUUGAAAUCAAUGCAACUUACUGACGUGCACCCCCAAGGUUACCUCAAUUUCUAUUGCCUUGGUAAUCGGGAAAAUGUUAAUGAAGAAAGCUCAGGCUCAAAUGGUGCACAGGUCUCAGGAGCAUAUAAAUAUCGCCGAUUUAUGAUUUAUGUGCAUGCUAAGGGGAUGAUAGUUGACGAUGAGUAUGUUAUAGUGGGAUCUGCUAAUAUAAACCAAAGAUCUAUGGCUGGUACGAAAGAUACCGAGAUAGCUAUGGGUUCAUAUCAACCCCAUUAUACAUGGUCCGCGAGGAAAAGACAUCCACGUGGCCAGAUAUAUGGUUACAGAAUGUCGCUUUGGGGAGAGCAUCUUGGCAUGUUAGAUGAAACUUUUGAGGAACCAGAGAGAUUGGAGUGUGUGCGUAAAGUGAAUGAAAUUGCAGAGAAUAACUGGAAAUCAUUCGCUUCUGAAGAUUUCUCACUUCUGCAGGGACAUCUUCUUAAAUAUCCUGUACAGGUAGAUUCUGAUGGGAAGGUUAGCUCCCUAAGUGAAUGUGAGAGUUUCCCAGAUGCCGGGGGUAAGAUUUUGGGGAGUCACUCCACAACAAUUCCUGAUAUCCUAACAACUUAAAUUCCUGAAUUCAUGUUGUUAAAAAAAUUGUAAAGUUUGUGGUGUGUUGCUUGCCUCUUCCUGAGGGAGACAGAAGAAAAGUUAAGGUGAAGAGUUAUUUAGCUUUAUGGACUUAAACUUUUUUUUUUUUACGGAUUUCUGUACGUAAAAUUGAUUGUUUAAAUCACGUGUAAAUCUUUUACAAUGUAAUGAUUCAUAUUUUGAAAGGAUCACGAGUUCAUAGUUUGUUUGUGCC